UUGUAAGUGUGCGUGCGUUUGGCUGUGAUAGAAAUAAAGAAAGUGUGUAUAGUAUAUCUACAAAAAACAACAAUAAAAUAAAUGAAAAUGAACUCGUUCAACACAAAUGCACAUGACUUCCGGUCGUCGUCGAAACGGAAAUGCUUUUCUCUCACUUGCUGUUUGAUAUUUGUCCUUUUGAUGUCACAGGCUUCCUGUCGGCCAUCCGAAACCGACAACGACAAUGGCAGCAGUGAUGCCCUCACAUACAACGACAAAGACUACGUUGAUCCUGAUGACAUCGAUUGGAAGAACUUUGCAGCUGUCGAAACCACAUCGAAAGUCCAUCCGAUUAUAUACUACAAGGAGGACAUUGUUAGCGAGGAUUAUGAUCCUAGCAAGGAAAAAUCUAAGAAGAAAACCGAAGAGGAAGAUCCAAAGAAAGUAAAAGAAAUUAAACCACACCACAGUCGAAGAAAGUACAAAGAAAUAUCUCGACAUCACAGACAUCGCAAUCAAACUGAAAGCUAUCGAUAUAUUAAACCGGAAAAGGUAUAUUUUGAUAUUAAUCCGAUUGAGCAUCAAGGCGGCAGCAGCACCAAAGAGCAUAGCGAUGAAGAUGAUUACAACAAGUUCAACGAAGAUGAUAUUCAUAUUGAAGUUAUAUCAUUGCUUGAUGAUGAGGAGGACAAUACAAAUCCCAAGGAUAUCCAAAACGAAUCUAAAAAUUUAUUAAAUAAAAAUCCAAAAAAAUAUAAUCAUCGACAUCGGCGUGAUGUGAGAAUAGAAGAGGACGAGGAUACGAUGAAAAAUAUACGAUUGCGUCAUAAACGAAAUCCUUUCUACAAUCCAGUUUCGCAUUAUUCAAAUGUGAUACCAAUGUACGGAGGAGUGCCCUAUAAGAAUCAUUUAUUUAUCUAUUCGAAGGUUCCAGUUAGAUCACCAAAUUAUAAUUUACCAGGUUAUGUACCCAAAAAUCCUACCCCAACUCCAUCUUCUGUUGGUAACCGUGUUGGAAUUUCAGAUGACGAUUUGCCAGUUUGGGGAUCGGUAGAUUUGCCACCAUCAGUUAAUACUCAGGCGCCACCUAGAACACUGCCACCAAGGAGACCACCACCUUCAAUCCUUCAAAGUGGAGAUGAGGAUUAUAGGGCUUCUCCUAAUCGAAAUACAAGACCUCCAGCAGCAACUCAAAGAACAACACCACGUCCACGUACAACACCACGUACAACACAACGUCCAACACCAGCACAAGAAUCAUCACCUCGUACUUUGUCAGCUUGCAUUUGGGCAAUAUCAUCGUGCUGUGAUAAUAGAAAUACAGAAAUUCGUUAUCAAUGUUUUGAACGAUUAGGCUGCCAAGGUGCCUUCUGGGAUCUUAAUCCCUGUGCCGAUGAUAUCUACAGAUCUGCCGUUGAUGCUGCUGAUCAAUUUCUUGAUUAGAUGAGACAACAAUAUUUUUUGUUUCAGUUUAUUUGUUUCGUGUGAAGCAUGGAAUCGUUGCUUAUUUAUUUAAAAAAAAAAGGAAACAGAACUUAUUCUGUAUACUUACAAGUAAUUAAGAAAAAUGCAUUUAAAAAUACUUUAUUUUUCAACCAACGCUAUUAUACUAAUAGUUAGAAACUAGCGUGUUGGUGAGCUAUAAAGUGUGAUGUUUUUAUGUUAAUUUUAAAAAUUUUAUCGAAUAAUAUACAAUAAUUUUUGAUUUUGUACACAAAAAUGGAAA
Molecule: messenger RNA, 1705 nt
Organism: Episyrphus balteatus (marmalade hoverfly)
Lineage: Eukaryota; Metazoa; Arthropoda; Insecta; Diptera; Syrphidae
Exons: 7
Coding region: 82-1422 (446 amino acids)
Source: RefSeq, a predicted model, not a curated record